GAUGGAUGCUCCCAAAGAAAUUCAGCCUGCAGGAGAGUUCACUUGCCAGCUGUGUGGCUUAACAGCUCCCUACACAUACUAUGGGCAGAAGCCACCAAACACACAGUCCCUUGUGAUUUUGGAAGAAAGCUACGUCAUGAAGGAUCCUUUCACUCCUGACAAGAGCAAGUUCCUCAUCCUCGGCUCUCACUGCAGUUUGUGUAGCAGAGUGGUGUGCGUUGGUGCGGAAUGUAGCCUGUUCUACUCCAAAAGGUUCUGCCUGCCUUGUGUGAAGAAAAACCUAAAGGCCUUCCCUUUGGAAAUACAAGAAGAUAUGGAGAAAAAGAAGUCCCAGCAAAAAUCCUUGCCUAGUGGAAAAAUGGAUGCAAGAACAUAAAUACUGAAGAACCAAGAGAGGGAGUUCUCUGGCUGGGGUUUCUCCUCUCCUUUUGGAGGCUAUCAUGUUGCUCCUUUUAAAGAGGUGACCUUCAUCAGCUGGCUGCUGCACAGCACAGUAGCACCGUUCCUUGGAGCUGGCUGGGCUCCCAGCAUUAUCAAGCAGCGAGUGCAGGGCCAGCAGCACAGCCUCAAAAGUGGUGAAGAGCCAUAAAGCAAGGCAGCCAGGCCUGUUGUCACCACAUACAGCACAGCACCAACCAGGACAGGAACCAUGGCUGAGUAUUCACAUUUGGGGCUUUGUUCUUGAUAUGCUGCAGUGUUAGGAAAAUCUGAUACAGAUUUAUCUGGCUUAUUUCAGGGCACAGUGACUGAAAUCCAACAAGGACAAUCUAGAGUCUCAUGUGUGGGAAAGAACAAGCCCAUGGACUAGUAGAGGUUGGGGGCUGACCUCUUGGAGAGCAGCUCUGGGGAAAAGGACCUGGGGGUCCUGGUGGACAGCAGGAUGCCCAUGAGCCAGCAAUGUGCCCUUGUGGCCAAGAAAGCCAAGGGCAUCCUGGGGUGGAUUAGAAGGACUGUCAUUUAGUAGGUGCAGAAAGGUUCUCCUGCCCCUCUGCUCUGCCCUGGUGAGGCUGCAUCUGGAAUAUUGUGUCCGGUUCUGGGCCCCUCGGUCCAGGAAGGACCUCAGGAAACUGCCUGAAAGAGUCCAGCACAGAGCCACAAAGCUGCUGCAGGCAGUGGAACAUCUCCCUGUGGAGAACAGGCUGAGGGAGCUGGGGCUUGGAGCAGAGGAGCCUGAGGGCUGCCCUCAUUGCUGCUGAUAAAG
Molecule: messenger RNA, 1201 nt
Organism: Dryobates pubescens (Downy woodpecker)
Lineage: Eukaryota; Metazoa; Chordata; Aves; Piciformes; Picidae
Gene: CDPF1
Product: cysteine rich DPF motif domain containing 1
Exons: 3
Coding region: 2-376 (124 amino acids)
Source: RefSeq, a predicted model, not a curated record